This is a messenger RNA of Aureococcus anophagefferens, 1761 nucleotides long. RefSeq lists its product as hypothetical. NCBI's taxonomy places the organism in Eukaryota, Pelagophyceae, Pelagomonadales, Pelagomonadaceae. Gene Ontology annotation, biological process: carbohydrate metabolic process. The record is from RefSeq and is a predicted model, not a curated record. Bases 1 to 1761 code for a protein of 586 amino acids. Gene Ontology annotation, molecular function: phosphoglucomutase activity; magnesium ion binding. Gene Ontology annotation, cellular component: cytosol. The transcript has a single exon.
AUGGCCGUGACGCACCUGAAGACGAAGCCCAUCGCGGGCCAGAAGCCGGGCACGUCGGGCGUCCGCAAGAAGACGGCGGUCUUCAUGGAGGGCCUCUACCUCCACAACUUCGUCCAGGCGACGCUCGACGCCGUCAAGGCCUGCGGCAGCGACCUCACGUCCCAGACGCUCCUCGUCGGCGGCGACGGCCGCUACUACAACGACGUCGCGAUCCAGACCAUCGUCAAGAUCGCCGUGGCCAACGGCGUGAAGCGCGUCUGGGUCGCCAAGGACGGCCUCGCGUCGACGCCCGCCGUCUCCGCGCUGAUCCGCGAGGGCGGGCCCAUGUGGAAAAAAGUCUUCGGCGCCUUCAUCCUCACGGCGUCCCACAACCCGGGCGGCCCGACGGAGGACUUCGGCAUCAAGUACAACUGCGAAAACGGCGGCCCCGCGCCCGAGAAGCUCACGGAUUUGAUCUACGCGAACACGUGCUCCAUCUCCACGGUCAAGAUCGCCGAGGGCGUGCCGGCCAUCGACGUGUCGAAGCUCGGCGAGACCGUCGUCGAGGCGCGCGACGGCUCGUGCCGCGCGUGCGUGGAAGUCGUCGACGGCGUCUCGGCGCACCUCGACCUCCUCAAGACCAUCUUCGACAUGGGCGCCAUCCAGGCCCUGCUCAACCGGCCCGACUUCUCCAUCUGCUUCGACGCCAUGCACGGCGUCACGGGGCCCUACGCGAAGGCGCUCUUCUGCGACCAGCUCGGCGUGCCCGCGUCGGCGCUCAUCAACGCGGUCCCCAAGGACGACUUUGGGGGCCACCACGCGGACCCGAACCUGACCUACGCCGUGGACCUCACGAAGAAGAUGGGCGUCGACAAGACGGGCGCGCCGGUGCCCGGUGGCGACGUGCCCUCGUUCGGGGCCGCGUCCGACGGCGACGGCGACCGCAACAUGAUCCUCGGGUCGCGCUUCUUCGUGACGCCGUCCGAUUCCCUGGCGAUCCUCGCGGCCCACGCCGACGUGAUUCCCUUCGUGGCGAACCAGGGCGGCCUCAAGGCCGUCGCGCGGUCGAUGCCGACGUCGGGCGCCGUCGACCGCGUCGCGGAAGCGCUGAAUUUGGCGCUCUUCGAGACGCCGACGGGCUGGAAGUUCUUCGGCAACUUGAUGGACUCGAAGGCGCUCUUCGGCGGCGUCGACUACACGCCCUUCCUCUGCGGCGAGGAGUCCUUCGGCACGGGGUCCGACCACGUCCGCGAGAAGGACGGGCUCUGGGCGGUCCUCGCGUGGCUCUCCGUGCUCGCGUCCUACAACUCCGACGCCUCGGCGCCGUUGGUGACCGUGGAGACCAUCGUCAAGAAGCACUGGGCGACCUACGGCCGCAACUACUACUGCCGCUACGACUACGAGGGCGUCGACAAGGCCGAAGCCACCAAAAUGAUGGCCAAGAUGACCGCGGACGCCGCCGCGAACACGGGCAAGGUGUGCGGCGCCUACACCAUCGCGACGGCCGACGUCUUCGCCUACGAGGACCCCGUCGACGGCUCCGUGUCCAAGAACCAGGGCGUCCGCUUCCUCAUGGCCGACGGCAGCCGCGUCAUCUUCCGCCUCUCGGGCACCGCGGGCUCCGGCGCGACGGUGCGCCUCUACAUCGAGAAGUACGUGCCCCCGUCCGGCUCCCUCCACGACGUCGUCUCCAACGUCGUCGGCGACCUCGUCGCCAUCGCCCUCGACCUCAGCGACCUCGCCAAAUUCACGGGCCGCGAGUCGCCCACGGUCAUCACCUAG